UUUUUUUUUUGUUUUUUGAGAAGUUUUAAUUUUUUUUGUGAAUUUAUAAAGGUCGGUCACCCAACAGGCGAUCUUCUCUUCCCCGUCGUCGGGUUGCUAGGGUUUUAUCUUCAGCGGCGGAGAGUUGAGUUUUCCGGGCCGUGAAAAAAUGGCGGAUAAAUCGGCCAAGGCAAGAAAAAGCGAGGUCGUCACCAGGGAGUAUACCGUCAAUCUCCACAAACGCUUGCACGGAUGCACAUUCAAGAAGAAGGCACCGAAGGCUAUCAAGGAACUCAGAAAGUUUGCUCAGAAUGCUAUGGGUACCACUGAUGUUAGAGUGGACGUGAAACUUAACAAGCAUAUAUGGAGUCGCGGAAUUAGGAGUGUACCAAGGAGGGUUCGAGUGCGCAUUGCACGAAAGCGUAACGACGAGGAAGAUGCCAAGGAGGAAUUCUAUUCCUUAGUAACUGUCGCAGAGGUACCUGCAGAGGGAUUCAAGGGCUUGGAUACCAAGGUCAUUGAUGAAGAAGAGGACUAAAUGAGCUUCCCAAAACUAAGGUCAAUUCUUGGUUUGCUAUGGUCUUACACAUCCAUUUUUGACUCAAGGUUUUUUGCAACUUUUAGUAAAGAAAUUAAACCAAACCCAUUAGGAUAUUACCUAACAUAGAUUGAGCUAUGUUUGAAUUGAUAUGUUUAAAUAAUCUAUGUUUGAAUUGAUAUGUUUAAAUCACUCUCGAACGGGGUAAAUGACUUUACUAAUUAAAGUAUAUCCCUCGAUUAAUAGAUUUGUAGGACAUUGACAGGUUCGUGUUGAAUUAAAAGUGAAAUAUUUAAUUAUUUUA
This is a messenger RNA of Cucurbita pepo subsp. pepo (vegetable marrow), 821 nucleotides long. Its product is annotated as large ribosomal subunit protein eL31. Gene Ontology annotation, biological process: cytoplasmic translation. Gene Ontology annotation, cellular component: cytosolic large ribosomal subunit; ribosome. Lineage: Eukaryota; Viridiplantae; Streptophyta; Magnoliopsida; Cucurbitales; Cucurbitaceae. The record is from RefSeq and is a predicted model, not a curated record. Gene Ontology annotation, molecular function: structural constituent of ribosome.